AUGUGGGCUGUUGGCGAAACGGGCAGUAUCUGCGGCUAUCGAUCGCCGCGUCGAUUGAAACCACUGUCAGAUGGAUGCUUGCGCACGCAAGGUGCUGAUCGGGCAUCUGUAUUAUUGAUCCAGUUGAAACUCGACGGCAUGAAAUGUAGUGACGUCUCUAAGCGGUCGCAUCUAAGCGUCAAAAGAUGGGCUCUCUGUGGAGCAUCGCUUCCUGUCGUUGCUGCUAAAGCGAAGAGAGACAUGCUGCUUUCUUCUGCUUGCGAUGCGCAUAGUAGCCAUGAGAUGGGGCGAAGCCAUGAACCUCCUGGUGUCAAACGAGGUUAUGUGCCAGAUAAGGGCGGGUCGCGCAUCGAACCGAAUCGCGCAUCAGCAUUUUUUACCCAGGGUCGAUUAUGGGUCUGA
Molecule: messenger RNA, 402 nt
Organism: Peronospora matthiolae
Lineage: Eukaryota; Oomycota; Peronosporomycetes; Peronosporales; Peronosporaceae
Source: the annotation of a GenBank genome assembly